AUGGAAGCUAGCAUCGCUUUGGGUGCAACGUCUACCAUCUUCAGAAGAAUUAUCCCCAUCUUAAUACUUUGGGAGCUUUGGAAAGCUAGGAACGGGGCCAGGUAUGAUGGAAUCCCUAUGCUCGUGAACAAAUGUUUUCUACGCAUUAAGUGGUGGAUUAAUCUCAUCCUCGAGGGCGAUCCGGUCCUAUUGCAGAUGAUUCCUAGGCUGAUCUUGAGAAGACAGCCACCGCUUUGUAGGGAGUUUCUAUCGAGCAUUGUGAAAUGGACGAAGCCGGCGAGGGGCUGGGUGAAACCAAACAUGGAUGGAUCGUCAAGAGGUAAUCCGGGUUUGGUUGGCAGGGGUGGGAUUUAUAGAAGAGAUGAUGGGAGUUUCGCUUUCACUUUCUCGAGAGGAUAUGGGGUGACCACGAACAAUAGAGCAGAACUCCGAGUUUUCUACGAUGGUCUUGUUUAG
Messenger RNA from Magnolia sinica, 456 nucleotides. RefSeq lists its product as uncharacterized. The record is from RefSeq and is a predicted model, not a curated record. Bases 1 to 456 code for a protein of 151 amino acids. NCBI's taxonomy places the organism in Eukaryota, Viridiplantae, Streptophyta, Magnoliopsida, Magnoliales, Magnoliaceae. The transcript has a single exon. Gene Ontology annotation, molecular function: RNA-DNA hybrid ribonuclease activity; nucleic acid binding.